UACGAAGCGUUCGCACCGCAGGCUAAUCAUGGAAAUGGCUCGCAUGGUAUAAAUAUUGUUACUUUGUAUAUAUCUCUCAAUAUAAACAAAUUGAUAUCUUCGGCGAAUAUCAUAGGUCACGAUGCCAUGGUCGACGUACACUCUCACCCUUCCGGUUGGGAUAAAAGCAUAUUGUAUAUAAUACAAGUAUAUGGUGACGUAAAUAUAAAUGCUUGCAUAAUCCCUUCAGCUUGUAUUAUGACUAAUAGAUUUCAAGUACGCUCAUUACCUGUGCUAUUUAGAAUCGGAAGCAUAGCUUGGUUGUAUGUUCUCAUCUGACAUCUGACGUUUUUCAUAAUCACAAACAUGGCCAUCAAUAAUGUAUCGGAUCUCAAUUCUACGACUGACUAUAACAAUUCCUUCAGUGGUCAGGCGAUUGAGGGUUGCUUUAUGACAUACAUCGUGCGAAAACCAACAACAUCGUAUAUUGUAAACAGUGUAUUUGGUAUCCUCGUGAACGCAAUUCUAGCUAUUCUCGGGACAUUUCUCAAUGCCUUGGUCGUAGCAAUCUUUUGGCAAACUCCGAAGCUCCGUAACAAGGUGACUUACUUCAUGAUAAUGCUGUUAUCAUGUGUGGAUAUAUGUGUCACUAUCAUUGUUCAUCCAACUAAUUUGCUGAAUUCGAUAGCAGAGAUCACUCAAAAUCCGAAGUGCGCUUAUAAAAUGGUUUACCAGACUUCAGCAGUUAUGUUAUCUGGCAUGUCAUAUCUGACAUUUUUCGUUAUGAAUGUCGAAAGAUACCUAUCAGUAUGUCGACCAUUUUUUCAUAUGAAAAGUGUGACUAAAGAGCGAUGUUUCAUACUGUGCGCUGUUUUAUGGCUGAUUGGCAUAGGGACAGCAAUCGCCCCAAUAUUUGGAGCAGACAUUCAAUUUUUUGUCACAGCAAUGGCGUUGCUUGUUUUAGCAGGGACUUUCUUUAUCUAUCUAUCGAUUUAUCGGGUUGCCAAUAAAGGACGAGAGUCACGGUUACGUUCAGCCAAUCGAGGUGGUCAAGAGGCGUAUUCGGUCACCAUUGAGGAGACAACGUCUGCGCUGGAGUCUCGUCACUCUACUCGACCUAAGAAAACUAUAUCGCUUUUCCAUGAUUUACAAAUCGCAAAAAUGUAUGUAAUUGUUGUAUGUACGACACUCCUUUUGAAUCUACCAAAUGCGUUGGUGUUAGCCUUGUUUAGUGAUCGUGUAGAGACUCUAAAUGGUGUUGUUCAAUCUAAAAUCUGGACGCUCACGUUGGUCUCGAUGAAUUCCACAUUAAAUUCACUUAUUUUCUUCUGGGCCAACGGACGACUACGUGAAGAAGGGUGGAGAUUGUGCAAAAAGGUUUUCAGAUUUUGAGAAAGUUAGGCUUCUUUCCGCCGUUUUAGUGUCACAGUCCAAGACAGACUGGUAUAUACGACAGAAAGUUACAUAAGCAGAUACUGUCCCCCUUCGUGAACUUUGUUCGUCGUACCAAAAUCAGGCGUGUAAGCAAAAGUGUGUAUACGAAGAUAACAGAACGAACCAUAUUCGAUCACUAAAAACGGAACUGAAUCAAUCUAGAACUACUUGUAUAGCUUCUGUUUGCGAAUUUGACAUUAAUUGAAUAUUUGAAUACAAUGCAUACAUUGGAUGUGUAAAUUGUAUAUUGUAUAUUUUGAUUAUUUUGAUCUCUCAAGUACUAUUAAUAAUUUAAAUAUAGGCCUAUAAAAAAGUGGUCAAACGAAAAAAUUAUUGGCAAGCCGUGUUAUUGGUAGCUUAAGAUUACAAAAACUUGAAUGAUGUAGUUCUUUACAAUUAAAAAUCUUGACCGUGACUUUGAUUUUUUAGCAUAAAGGGAAAAAAUUUCCGCUAUGGUAUUGUGCGGACAACCAAGUCGGUUGUAUUGUUCCACCGCUGGCUUAGUGCUAUUAAUACCUAAAUCAUUCAAAAUCGUUUGCAACCAAUUUGCAGAGGCGUGAUCUUCAAGCCUGCUUCACACUGUUUCCAAAUGUCGGGGAGUUUUAUACAGGGACAUUUGCAUACAGGGCGUGGGUAGGGCAGCUGCAAAUAUUUUUGAAUUAUACUUGUUUUUGAAUUGCCUUGUUCGGGUAAUUUUUGCUAAAAUCAGAGAUAAAUUGAGCAAAGAGUACUGAGUCGUGUGAUUGGGGUACUUUUUUCUAAAGCUUCCCCCCUCCCAAUUAUUAGUCUGGUCGCCAAUGUACAGAAGAAGGUAUAGAAUCUGUAUAUCACCGAAGAGAACCUAAAAUGGAAAUCAUCCGGAUUAAAUAAGGACAACGCAUGCAUGUGUUCCAGGCUUUAUUCAGUAUACUAGGCUGAAGUGUCAUAGGGUCAGAUCAAAGGGAGGUAACAUCAUUGAAGUAUCAUAGAAAUCUUUUAAAUUUGUUAGAAUGAGAAUAAAUGGACCAUGUAA
Messenger RNA from Dendronephthya gigantea, 2425 nucleotides. RefSeq names its product cannabinoid receptor 1-like. Bases 346 to 1371 code for a protein of 341 amino acids. The transcript has a single exon. Gene Ontology annotation, biological process: G protein-coupled receptor signaling pathway. The record is from RefSeq and is a predicted model, not a curated record. Gene Ontology annotation, molecular function: G protein-coupled receptor activity. Gene Ontology annotation, cellular component: membrane. Lineage: Eukaryota; Metazoa; Cnidaria; Anthozoa; Malacalcyonacea; Nephtheidae.